Lemur catta (Ring-tailed lemur) is the source of this 3463-nucleotide messenger RNA. It is a transcript of the gene CCNG2, whose product is annotated as cyclin G2. Gene Ontology annotation, biological process: mitotic cell cycle phase transition; regulation of cyclin-dependent protein serine/threonine kinase activity. The coding region runs from base 1097 to 2167 and encodes 356 amino acids. The record is from RefSeq and is a predicted model, not a curated record. NCBI's taxonomy places the organism in Eukaryota, Metazoa, Chordata, Mammalia, Primates, Lemuridae. Gene Ontology annotation, molecular function: cyclin-dependent protein serine/threonine kinase regulator activity. The transcript has 8 exons. Gene Ontology annotation, cellular component: cytoplasm; nucleus; cyclin-dependent protein kinase holoenzyme complex.
AACCCCUCAUUUUGAAAACACAAGUUAACAAAGCAAAAUUUAAGCUUAUACUAUGUAUUGAUAUCACUUUAAAUGUCAAUUGCCUUUUCAUUUGAGAUCAAAAUAAGAGAUCGUGACUUUCACAGACAGUAAAACUUCUUUUGGGAAUAAGAUGAUAUAUUCAACAGAUGUCACCUAAAUUAUUCUUUGCUGACAGUGUCAACUUCAUAUCAUGCUGUGAUGUCAAGAAAAGACAGGAAAUAUUUGAGUUAGGUUAUAGUUCUUUGAACAAAUCAUAAAACAAUAAUAUGUAUGUAAAUAAUAAUGUACAAUGUUCCAGAAUGUAGUCUGAGCCACUUAAUAUAUAUUUGCUUUGGGACAGACCCACCAUUUUGAGAUAAUUAGCUCUGAUUUCAGGAAUUGCUGUAUUCUCAGUUCAUUGUCCUUUGCCAGCCUUUCCAUGUCCUGUCAAGCCUACUUCAUUUGUUUUGGUUGACUUUUGGCAUUACAGAGAGCACUAGAUAAUAAAGUAAUGAGACGGGCUGCAGUCAAACGAGAAGCCAGUUCUCAGGUAUCAGAGAUAGUUUGCACAAGGCUAACUCUCUUGCAGGCUAGUAGAGCUGGGAGGGGCUAAACUGGCUGGAAACAAUAGUCUCUACAGUGUGGGUAAUUCCCACAAUUCCAAAGCUGGAUUCAUCAACGUCUGGACAUUCACUGUGUUGUGAAUAUCACCAACCCUUGCAUAGAUAUUAAUAACUAAAUACUCGUCUAGAAAGAGAGGACAUGCUUCAAGCAUAAAGAACAAAAGCAACACAAUAUUUAUAUGAUAAAUGAUUGUAAAAUGUGGGGUUUGCUGAUUUCAGAUUUGAGAAGAUCUGGUCCAUGAGAAUGUUAGAAAGGAGAAAAUAUGAGAUGCCUCACAGGUUUAUUCUACUGAUUGCUUGAAAAAAAUGAUAAUUGUCUGGUAUAUAAAUCAUCUCAUUCUUUCAGGUUCAGAUUAAAAGAUGAGCGCUUGGUUGAAAAAUCUGAAUCAUUUCAAGAUGGCACUUGUGUACCUUUCCUUUUCCUCUCCCCAGGCUAAUCUAAGCAGGGAGUUUGAGGCUGCAAACCACCUUUAAUGACAGAAAACAGCCCUGCCAGGGAGGCAGAAAUAAUGAAGGAUUUGGGGGCAGAGCGCUUGGCAGGCCGUGAAAGGGUCCAGCUCCUCGGAUUAUUGACCCUCUACCUGGAGCAAGAACAGAGAUUCCAACCUCGAGAAAAAGGGCUGAGUUUGAUCGAGGCUACCCCGGAGAAUGACAACACUUUGUGUCCAAGAUUGAGAAAUGCCAAAGUAGAAGAUUUAAGGAGUUUAACUAACUUUUUUGGAUCUUGCACUGAAACUUUUGUCUUGGCUGUCAAUAUUUUGGACAGAUUCUUGGCUCUUAUGAAGGUGAAACCUAAACAUUUGUCUUGCAUUGGAGUCUGUUGUUUUUUGCUGGCUGCUAGAAUAGUUGAAGAAGAAUGCAAUAUUCCAUCCACUCAUGAUGUAAUCCGGAUUAGUCAGUGUAAAUGUACUGCUUCUGACAUAAAACGGAUGGAAAAAAUAAUUUCAGAAAAAUUGCACUAUGAAUUGGAAGCUACUACUGCCUUAAACUUUUUGCACUUAUACCAUACUAUUGUACUUUGUCAUACUUCAGAAAGGAAAGAAAUACUGAACCUUGAUAAACUAGAAGCUCAGCUGAAAGCCUGCAACUGCCGACUUGUCUUUUCAAAAGCAAAACCAUCGGUACUAGCUUUGUGCCUUCUCAAUUUGGAAGUAGAAACUUUGAAAUCCGUUGAAUUACUGGAAAUUCUCUUGCUAGUUAAAAAACAUUCCAAGAUUAACGACACUGAGUUCUUUUACUGGAGGGAGUUAGUUUCUAAAUGUCUCGCCGAAUAUUCUUCUCCUGAAUGUUGCAAACCAGAUCUUAAGAAGUUGGUUUGGAUUGUUUCAAGGCGCACAGCCCAGAACCUCCAUAACAGCUACUAUAGUGUUCCUGAGCUGCCAACAAUACCUGAGGGGGGUUGUUUUGAUGAAAGUGAAAGUGAAGACUCCUGUGAAGAUAUGAGCUGUGGGGAGGAGAGUCUCAGCAGCUCUCCCUCCGGUGAUCAAGAGUGUACCUUCUUUCUCAACUUCAAAGUGGCACAGACACUGUGCUUUCCAUCUUAGAAAUCUGGUUGUUCUAUGUUAGAAUUUACGUAUACAGGUUUCAAAGCAAUAAAUGGGGGAGUAGGUAGUUUUCUGGGUCAGCCCCCAUCUAGGCAGGAAUUACAUAGACUGGAAUACCUGCCUUCUAUUUAUUAUUCAGAUCAGAUCUGGUCUAUUUUCAUAUGUAUCCUAAGCCAUCAAAUGGGUUAGUGCCUCUUAAAUAAUUAACAGUAAUUUAAACAUUGGCACUUUAUUUUUCUCGUGGAUCUUUAGGUACUUGGCUGGAGGGAAGGUGCUUAUACCUUCAAUUUAUUACUUUUCAUAAAAAUUUUUAAAGAUAAAUAGCGUAGCUUAAUCUUGAACAUUUUAUAAAGCCUUCAGGUGUCUUUAUUUAAGCAGAUUGGAAGUGUGCAAGUGCUUCCUCAGCAGGGACAAUAGAUAAUCCUUGAAUGGUUUAUCUCAGAUUUCCCCCUCCUUCCUUUCUCAGAACAGAGAAUAUACUCUUAAAUGUCAAACACCAUUUUUUGUUUUGUUUCUUAAAUGAUCAGUGUCUAUCUGAUGCAGUUCCUAUAAAUUUAACAAUUGUAUUGACAUUUCUGUGAAUUUUGGUAUGUAACGUCUUAAUUGAAGUUUCUGCUAAAGCAGAAAUAAUCGACAGGCUAAGGCUGUUAGUUGCAUUCCUAAUGCCUAAGUAUUGUCAGACUAUAGUAUUAUUUUAAUGUUAUUUAAAAAAUGCGUAAUCUGCUAGUUUUGCAUGUGUCUGUAUGAAAGCAGUGCAGGCAGUUGAACACAACUAGGUAACUAUUGGAAUUAGUAAGUGUUGAUCUAGGAGUACAUUUUAUCUCAUUUUCUAUAUUAAAAAAUGUCUGCAUGAUUGCAUUUUAUUUCCUUUGUAAUUCACAUUUCAAAAGUAAUGUGUUUAGUAUAUGGGUGCCAAGAUUGAAUAUGAAGUGAAAAGAGCCCAAGUGUUUGUAGUAUUACAGUUUUAAGCAAAUCUGUGUGGUGAUACAGCCAUAAGAAUGGGGAUACGUAAACUCUGUACACGUAAGGUUUUGUACAGAGAAUUUUUAAUUUUUUAAACUGUAUAUGAAAAUGUAAAUCUUUAAAAAUGUACAUAAAAUACUGUAUUUUUUUACCUUGUGUGUGUGAUAGUCUAGUCAUUGCAUGUAAAUAUAAUUUAUUGUGUAUUCUGAAUUAUCAGUCAUACAUUGAUGGCUUUUUUACUGGUAAGUCAACAUCCAUUGGGUGUUUUCAGAAAUGGUCUUUUUGAAGUAAUAAUUACAUUAUAAUUCAAAAUAAAAUUAUUAAUGAAUUCUC